GUUGAUCGGUCAAAGAUCAUCUCGCAUGGCAAGCCUGCACUUGGUCGCAUGCUACUACAAUUGCAUUUGUUCCGUUGCACUGGGGACGUCCAAUCAUGUCGAGAGUAUUACGAAGAGCUUUCAAGCGUUCACGCAGAACACCUUGCAUGGCGCGAGAUUGUUCUUGCAAAACAAGAGCCAAGGUGGGUGUUCGUCCAGGCUAACACCUUUCUUCGUGGUGAGGAGGUGGUCCUGCAGGAGUAUCCGGCGACUGUGAAAGGCGUGAUCCAAAGCUGGGCUGAGCGGGAAGUUUGA
Molecule: messenger RNA, 294 nt
Organism: Bipolaris maydis ATCC 48331
Lineage: Eukaryota; Fungi; Ascomycota; Dothideomycetes; Pleosporales; Pleosporaceae
Source: RefSeq, a predicted model, not a curated record